This is a messenger RNA of Salvelinus sp. IW2-2015, 1364 nucleotides long. The record is from RefSeq and is a predicted model, not a curated record. Lineage: Eukaryota; Metazoa; Chordata; Actinopteri; Salmoniformes; Salmonidae.
UUGGCCACUCAAACAUGGAAAUGUUGAACUGACAGCGCAGAACAAACUCGGCACUCUGAAUUGGACGAUAGGUAGGCUAGGCCUAUCAUACCGCCACCGGGGGAUUGUUUUUGUGGAGAGAUCGAUUUUGGGAAUCAGUGUCUACGUGCGCAACUGAAGUUUUAUUUUAUGGGCUUUGAUUUAGGCUGCUGUGCAAUAGUAUGAUUUUUAGUGUUUGCCGUUUUCUCUGGGAGUAAAAGUGCUGAACAUUAAUAUUUUAACCAAAUGGAUUAUGUUCAUUUUGCGCAAAAGCUCUUAUAAGAAGUUGUUUUGUUGUAAUGUUCUGGAUAUGUUUUCGCAGUAUACCUUGCUAAGUGASUGAUGAUUGAUUUGGAUAUGUCAGCACCGCUGAGCGCUCAUCCGCACACUCCAUCAUUCCUGGACUGGGGAAAGUAAGAAACCACCUGUUGUGAAUGCUUUCUGGAACUUCCCACGGAUAUACCUCGGCGGCUAAAACAAGACAUUGGAAAGGCGUGCGCAGAACGCACAGAGACAUGUAAAGCCGGUAUGCUUUACACGGAACACUGAGAACUCGUUUUGUAUUCAUGGGACAGGCACAGGCUAAUAAUCCUAUUUUAAUUUAUUUCUAUUACCUUUAGUUAAUUAUGUCGCCAUGGUGGCACGGGUUAAGAUGAUGAGCCCUGUCUUGGCCACCAGUUGCUGUUGCGCUCAGAAUGGCUCGCGAGGACGCGGUGAGGUGCCUGCGCUGCCUGCUCUACGCUCUCAAUUUACUCUUCUGGCUCAUGUCGAUAUGUGUCCUGGGGGUGGCUGCUUGGCUCAGGGACUACCUGAACACUGUGCUCACCUUGACGGCCCACACCAGGCUGGAGGAAGCAGCAGUUCUCACGUAUUCUCCGGCUGUCCAUCCCGUCAUCAUUGCAGUGUGUUGUUUUCUUAUCAUCGUGGCCAUGGUGGGCUACUGCGGCACACUGAAAUGCAACCUUCUACUCCUGUCCUGGUACUUUGGCAGUUUGUUGGUGAUUUUCUGUGUAGAGUUGGCCAGUGGGGUGUGGACGUAUGACGAGGUGAGUGCGGAUUUUCUAUAUGAUGGCAGCACCAAGGUGACGCACCUGGCCUCAGGGGAAUUCUGGGUAACCAAGAUGGGUAACAAGACCAGUGAAGGAGAGAGGAAGGAGGAGGGYAUGGAGGCCCAGGGGCUCCUGCAGUUUGAUGAGCGUAUCAUCACACCGGUCAGUGCCCCCGGCGCAACGGUCACCUUGGAAACGGUCUCCAGACUACACCAUCUGGUCUCCAUGGUGACUCUGGUCUCCAGAGAAGAUGCUGUGUUCUGCUCCCUUGUGUUACUGUACGAGAAGUGUUCAUAA